AUGGUUGAUGAUGACAUUUGCAAAAUGGAUCCCAUAGUCAUCACUUGGAGGGGAAAGGCCAGGAAUAGCCAGCCAGCCCACAUCUGACUAUGAAAUAAACAAAAAAUAAACAUUUAAUUUUUUUAAAGAAGUUAAUCCCAAAAGGCUACAUACAAUACAUAAUGAUUUUGAAAUGACAAAAUUGUAUAAAUGAAGAACAAAUUAGCGAAUCCCAGAAGUCAAGGACUCAGGUGGGGUAGUGAGGUAAAAGGGAGGUGAGUGUGGUUAUAAAUGAAAGAAACAAGAGUAUCCUUGUGGUGAAGUGUUUGGUAUAUUUUGAGUGUGGUGGUGGAUAUGUAAACCUACACAUGCGAUAAAACUGAAUAGAAAAAAAUGAAUACAAAUGAAACUGGGGAAAUCUGAGUAAGAUAGGUGCAUUGUAUCAAUAUCAAUAUCCUGAUUGUGACAUUAUAGUAUAGUUCUGCAAAAUGUGGUCUGGUUCCACAUCUUCCUGUGUGCCUGGAGUGAGUGCCUCAUGAGGAGGAAAAGAAAAGCAAUUAGGAGAUAUUUGAGGAUGUUCAAAUUGUACAGACUGGAAUAAGUAUUUGGAAAGCUUUCUUGGAUCUCCUGUUCUAGAAAUUUGCCUCCUACCUUAUUAUAAUAAUGACUUAAAUUGGUGUCUUUUAAAAAAAAAUACAAGUGUUUUCUACUAUGAAAACAAAUCAUAUUCAUUAUUUUUUGUCCUCUAAAGUGCAAAACUAAAAACACCACUAUAAUUCCACCACCCAAAUAAAACGUUUUAACAUUUCUAUCCCUCAUAAUCUUGUUUCUGUGCCUCUUUUUACAAAACAUAUCUUUAUUUAGCAAUUGCUGUUUUAUGUCCUGCUUUUUUCACUCAGCGUCACCGCCUUUCUCCCCAUAUUUUUCAAAGACAUUCUGAAUGGCUACGUUAAACUUCAUGGUGGAAUUAUUUACUUUCCAACUCCCCUGCAUGACUGCAGAAUGUGCAUCUCUCUCUGUGCAGAAUGUUUCGCCCACAAAACUUUCAAACAUCUUCCAGAGAACUACUGGGCCACCUUUCAAGUCUCAGGUACUCGAUACCCUCUCUCAUCCAACCCACUGCGCCUAUUUCCAUAGGGUCUAUUUUCCAGAGUCCGCGCGUCGGUCACUUUCCAAACUCCCGGCGCCCUCCGUUUCCCGUAGGCACGUGACGAUGUCACGCAACAGCAUUGCUUGUUUCCCUGGUGACGGUUGCUGGAGUAGCGUGGGCAGGCGUCCGGAAGAAGUGACCGAGCUGCGGCGACCCUUGAAGGGAGGAGCGGAGUGACUGCUGGCAAGAUGGCAGCAGAUGAAGGCUCACAGGAUACCUUGCGGCUCCAGUUCAAGGCCAUGCAGGAGAUGCAGCACAAAAGGUUACAGAAGCAGAUGGAGAAAUGGAAGGAAAAGGAACUGAGCCUCAAAAGCAGAACUGAUGACCACAAAGAGCCCUUGGAGAUUUCCAAUGGCCUCAGCCUUCUCCAAGCUGGGGAGCAAAACUCAAAAAACAGCUUUGAGCAGAGAGUGCUUCAAGAUGAGCUCGAACAGCUUCGCCACCAGCUCAGGGAAACAGUGGAUGAGAACGGGCGACUGUAUAAACUGCUGAAGGAAAGGGACUUUGAGAUCAAACACCUCAAAAAGAAAAUAGAAGAGGACAGAUUUGCCUUCACAGGGACAGCAGGUAUGGCUGGGGAUGUGAUGGCCACCAAAAUCGUCGAGCUGUCCAAAAAGAACCGGGUGCUGACAGCAGAGUCAGAGGGUGCGAAAAGCAGAGUGAAGCAGCUGAGCAAUCGCAUCCAGGAGCUGGAGGUGGAGCUGCAGGCCGCCCCAGCCAGGCUACCAGCCAAAGGCACCGCCAACGCAGGAGCCAAGCCACCAAAGGCCCAGACAGGAGGCGGAGCUGUGCUGGACACCCCAGAGGUGAAGGUCUUGCAGGACAAGCUGGCGGCCACAAAUCUGAAGAUGAGUGACCUCCGCAACCAGAUCCAGUCUGUGAAGCAGGAGCUCCGAAUGGCCCAGAAGGUUUUGGUCAGCGAAGUGGGAGAAGAUGUGAGUGUACAGCAGCUUCUGUCCUCACCAGGGACCUGGAGGGGUCGGGCUCAGCAGAUUCUCGUUUUGCAGAGUAAGGUCCGAGAGCUUGAGAAGCAGCUGGGACAGACCCGGAGCCAGUCUACGGGGACAACCAGUAAUGAGCUGUCUGCCUGUCCAGACCUAAGGAAGCUGUCAGCACAGGAGAAAAACCUCCUGAGGAUCCGCAGCCUGGAAAGGGACAAACAGGAAGGCUGGGAGAAGCUUGUGGGUGAGCGGGAUGCCCUCCAGAGAGAGCUUGAAGAGCUGAAAAGGAAGGCUGAGGGCACGAGGUCACGGAACAAGGUGCUGUCAAGCGAAGUGAAGACCCUCCGGAGUCAGAUGGGAACCCUGGUGGAGAAGGGCAGGCACGACGACGAGCUCAUCGAUGCCCUCGUGAACCAGCUGAAGCAGCUGCAGGAGGUUCUGAGCAGCCUGAGUCUGCAGGAGGAAAAGGCAUGGGCAUCCCAGCACCACCUCGGCCAGCAGCUCAACAACGAGGCCCAGCGGAGCAGCAGCCUUGUCGCCCAGCUGCGGGCCAUGGUGGCUGAGCGGGAGGCCAAGGUGCGGCAGCUGGAGGUGGAGAUCAGGCAGCUCAGUGUACAGUAUCUUCGGAAUAAAGGAGUGGGUGAGGGGUCCCAUGGGCCUGAGGUCAACCCCGCCUUCACCAAGUUCCUGGAGGACCCAGGCCUGACCAAGUCCCCAGCCUCAGCAGGCGAUCACGUUGGCAGGGUUGGAUCUUCUCGCUCUCUCACCAGCCUGGGCCAUACUCUGGUGGAAUCGGUUCUCACACGGCCUUCCCUGCCCAGUCCUCAUGUGUCUUCACCCAGGUUCUCGAACUCCCCAGAACAAAAAGGCUGGCAGGCACAGGUGACAGAGUUCAAGGCCCUCUGGCAGGCUGCCGAGGUGGAGCGGGACCGGCUCACCGAGUUUGUCUCUGUCCUGCAGAAACGGGUGGAGGAGAGCAAUGGCAAGCUUCUGGCGUCAGAGAGGAAGCUGCAGGAGGAGCGGCAACACACUGUGGCGCUGGAGCAACACCUGGAGAAGAUGCACUUGGAGCCUGAGAGGACUUCAGCCCCUCGGAGAGCAGCGGCCAGGAGCAAAACAGGUCUACCUGCCUCUAACACCAGACAAAACCUGAAUAGGAAUGAGAGAAAGGACCCAUCCUUCACCCAGCUCUCCAACGUGCCUGUGGAAUCCCAGAUGGAGGAGCUGACCACCAGGCUGGCCAUCCAGGUGGAGGAGAAUGAAAUGCUGAAGGCUGCCCUGGACAGUGCCCUGCGGGGAAAGGAGGAGGACUUUCGAAUGUACCAUGAAACCCUAGGUCAAGUGAAAGGGGUCUUCCUGCAGGCUCUGCGGCAGCAGAAGGUGGACAAGCAUUAGGAUGGUAGCCCAGUGUCAGCCUGGCCAGAUGGGGCAGCCUCAGGCCCUGAGUGGACAAGGCUUUGCCUGAGGACUCUAUUUUCUCCUGGAGUCAGCUUGGCCCUUCACCUGAAAGAGGCCCUCCAAGGUGAACAAAGCCAACAUCUCAGGCCAGAAGGGCGAAGGAGCUGCCCUGGAGGAGGCCCUGGGCAGGUUAGGCUGCAGUGGGGAAGAAGACCAAGCAGCCCACUCAGCAUCAGUGAGAACUCUGGAUGAGCAGCCAGCUGUGCAGACAGAUGCAGUCUCUCGAGCAGCUGCUCAGCACCCUGUCCUAGGGUCUAGCUGCAUGCCCCCGCAGAGAGCCCUCAGUGCUCCCAGUUGGAAGCAUCCUCCAGGGCACCCAGCCCCACCUGACCCCCUCACCAGGGCAUCCCACACCCUGCUCCCCACGCCAUGGCCCCAUCAGCAGCCAUCCCUCCCUCUGCAGAUUUGGGGGCACCACGCUCCCAGCACUUCUCAGCCCACGCCUCAGGGCUCUUGCUUAGAUGCAGACUCUCAGACUUGUAAUAAUAAUGAUGAUUUUCAUAGCUGCUGAGUGAGCGGGCAUCUACUGUGAGUGGGCAUCUACUGUGGAAACCUGGCCUCAUCUACUCCUCUAGUAACACAGGGGAUUGUCAUCCUGUUUUACAGAUGAAGAAACAGGCUCACAAAAGAAACUCUGGCCUGCCCUACUCCAAACCAGGGUCCUCUGUUGAACAGAUUAGCCAGGACGGACUUGGCCACCCCUCUGUUGGGUGACUCUACCACCAGCCAGAUGCUCCAAGAAGCCACCUCCAUUUGCUUCCAAAAGGCAGCAGCUGGUGGGUGCUGGUGGUGGAGGGCAGAGGUGGGGCUGGGCAGGAGGACUUUGAAGCAGUGAGUUCAGGGGAAGGCGUGGUACACCUCCCUCACCUCAGCAUGCAGGUGAGCUAGGAGGGCUGCUGCGAGAGAGCCCCCUGCCCUUUCUGUGACUGCCACAGUGCCACCCCCCACUGGACUGCAGUUACAGCCAUGGGGAGAGGUAGCCCUAAGGCAGGUCACCCACAGCCGCACGCCCCAACCCCAGAGGACCUGACAGCAUCUGUGCACACAGACCCACACAAAUAUCUGGACUCAGGAGUAUGCCACCACACAUGCACACACAGGUGCCCACAGAGAGCGCCAACACACACUCAGGCCCUGCCGUGAGGCAUGGGUGCACACGAGCAUGUGUACAGGUGUAGACUCAAAUUCUCACACAUGAAGACCAGUCAUCUGUGCCUCUUAUUGUUCAUAAAUGUGGGUGCACAUACUGCGCAAAUGCCCCUCCCCAGGAGAAACCACCUGGUACUCCUGGGACCCUGUCUGCUCAGGCCCUUCUCAGGGAUAGGGCUGUGGAGGGACUCUGCUGGCCCCCCAGUCAGGAGCCCCUGAACCACAUGGCAUGGCACAGGCCUGAAGAUCCUCUGGCAAGGUGCAGUGAAGGCCAUCAGGAUGAAGCGGUGAUUCUGAUGGGGUCCUAAGGAUCCCUGAGAAGGAAGUUUUCCUUUGAUCCUUGUGAGGGAAAUAGCUAGGCAGAGCCAGAGGGAGUGAGAGGGCCUCCUCUGGGAGGAGAUAGCAUGUGACAGGAGUGGGCCGGACACAGUCGGAGCACCAGGCCAAGUCGUCAGCACCUUCUCCUGCAGGCACUAGGGAGGCCCGGAGGGUGAUUCAGGUGCAGGGGCUGCAGGCUCUGGCCCUCAGCGGAGUCCCUGGGAGGGAGAGGCAGGCAUAAGACCAGCCAUCCUUUGCCAGGGAUGAACAGAGGAGCAGGGGCUGACCUCAGGGAGCUGCAAGGUGGCAGAAGCCACAUCCCGACCUCUCAAGGGCGGUUUUGCUGCCCUUCUUGGCUCCGUGCUGGGUCUGAGAAAUAAAAGGGGAUCAGGUCAUGGGGUUUGACUGGGUGGGGGUGCCUGGGCAGCUCUCCUUCCCCAAUCACCACCAGCUGUGUGGCCUUGGGCAAGUUACUUAACCUCCCCGAGCCUCCAUGUCCUCAUCUGUAAAAUGGGGACAAUGAUGGAAACCUCCUUCAAGGGCUGGUAUAGAUGUCAAAGAAUAGCUCAAAGACAUUAAGCUACUUAUUAGC
This is a messenger RNA of Manis javanica (Malayan pangolin), 5587 nucleotides long. It is a transcript of the gene CCDC13, whose product is annotated as coiled-coil domain containing 13. Lineage: Eukaryota; Metazoa; Chordata; Mammalia; Pholidota; Manidae. Gene Ontology annotation, cellular component: centriolar satellite. Gene Ontology annotation, biological process: cytoplasmic microtubule organization; non-motile cilium assembly. The record is from RefSeq and is a predicted model, not a curated record.